AUGAAUUGUCUUACUUCCAUGCGUCUCUGUGCGAGACACCUCUCAAAGAGACCUUUCACCGGAAUCCCCAAACUGCAGGCACCCGCAUUCCCUCUUCGCCAAUUCCCGAGAAUGUCAUCCAGCGCGUUUCAGUUCGCCGAGGGCGAGGAUGCGCAGCAACUUACCUCCGAUGCCAAUGCUUUAUUACAGCAGGGCUGGGCGCAGGAUGGAGACGGGAUGGGGGUCACCAAGACGUUUCAUUUUAAGAGCUAUUUCAAGGCUGUUGCAUUUGUUAAUAUGAUUGCGGCCGAGAGUGCAUCCAAGAAACAUCAUCCCACCAUGACAGUUCGGAUUGGCUCCGUCGAUGUGCACUGGACGACCCAUCGCCCACGCGGAUUCACACAAAAGGAUGUGACGAUGGCGCAGCAUUGUGAUCGAGGUGCUGAUCUGAUGGGUGCUGUUGAUCCCGAUCAGGGAUUGAAGUGUGGUCCGACUGUCUAA
Molecule: messenger RNA, 480 nt
Organism: Penicillium mononematosum
Lineage: Eukaryota; Fungi; Ascomycota; Eurotiomycetes; Eurotiales; Aspergillaceae
Product: 4a-hydroxytetrahydrobiopterin dehydratase
Exons: 3
Coding region: 1-480 (159 amino acids)
Biological process (GO): tetrahydrobiopterin biosynthetic process
Molecular function (GO): 4-alpha-hydroxytetrahydrobiopterin dehydratase activity
Source: RefSeq, a predicted model, not a curated record